Adineta ricciae is the source of this 423-nucleotide messenger RNA. NCBI's taxonomy places the organism in Eukaryota, Metazoa, Rotifera, Eurotatoria, Adinetida, Adinetidae. The record is from the annotation of a GenBank genome assembly.
AUGGCUAACAAACCGAGCGCCCCAGUUAUGAAUCCUAUCGAACAAUCAGGAACUGAUUAUCUUCAAAUGCAUCGUAUAUAUGAUCUUUUUCAUAAUCUAUCCGCAUCUUUAGUUUAUAAUAAACCAGAGGAUCCAAAAGCAUUCAUGAUAAACUAUCUUGAACAAUUGAAAAAAGCUCGAUUAGCCGGUCUGGCUUCUCCGUCUCUGGUCGAUGACAAAGAUCUAACGUCUAUUUUCCGUAUGUUGGAUCCUGCAGGUCAUGGACACAUCACAUAUUCACAAUAUGCCUCUACAAUGGAAGCUCUUGGUGUACCUACGUAUAACACAUCACCAGCUGGAAAAGACAAUGAUCGUAUUACAUUCGAGACAUUUUCACAAGAAGCACGAAAACGGCUGAACGAAUUGAAUGCUACAUAUCAUUAA